Micropterus salmoides (largemouth bass) is the source of this 771-nucleotide messenger RNA. It is a transcript of the gene spp2, whose product is annotated as secreted phosphoprotein 2. Gene Ontology annotation, biological process: bone remodeling. The transcript has 6 exons. NCBI's taxonomy places the organism in Eukaryota, Metazoa, Chordata, Actinopteri, Centrarchiformes, Centrarchidae. The record is from RefSeq and is a predicted model, not a curated record. Gene Ontology annotation, cellular component: extracellular region. Bases 110 to 700 code for a protein of 196 amino acids.
GGGGUUAUGGAGGGUAAGAGGCGGUGCGUAGGGGUACUAGGACAAAGCUGAAGGUAUUUAGAGGGAGGUAAAAGGAGGACUGAAACACUUUGGUUUGGUGCUAGUCAAGAUGAAGUCUUACGUGCUUCUCUUGGCCCUGCUGCAGUCUCUGGGAUGCUCAGGAAUCCCACUGCACAACACUGAGCUGGAGUCCAUGGCAGACAGGGGUCUUGGAGCAGUUCUGGCAGAGGUCAACUCUGCAUAUGCCGUCAGCCAUCUUUACCGGAUGACUAGAGGCUCUGUCUCAAGGGUUAUCCCAGUGGGCCUGAACACCGUUGACCUGCUGAUGAAAUUUGGCGUUAAAGAGACUGAGUGUCUAAAGGCUUCCAGAAAUGACCCCCAGACAUGCGCCUUCAGACCUGGCUUCUUUGUGCCAUCCUUCUCCUGCUUCAGUCGGGUUCGAAUUUCAGCCACCUCAACCCAGGUUGUUUCUCUGAGAUGCGGCCAUGACGAGAGUUCCAGCUCAGAGUCCAGUGAGGAGAUGUUCUCAAGAGGGAGACACCAGUACAAUAUCCCGUUUGCAAAUAGAGAGCCCCAAUAUCUUUCUGCAGUCCCGGCUCCUUCUGCACCUCCUCCACCCAUCCAGCCUGGUCGCUCCUUCCAGAGCCAGACAGUGGAGGUCCGGCCCAGAGGGGACGCUUUCAGCAACUUCCUGGUGUGAGAGUUCAGCUCACUCUGAAAGCAUUUCAGCGCUGUUUAAAAGAAAAAACUAAUUAAAAAACAGAAUUUGCA